Clupea harengus (Atlantic herring) is the source of this 4259-nucleotide messenger RNA. RefSeq names its product cdkn1a interacting zinc finger protein 1b (gene ciz1b). The transcript has 16 exons. Bases 181 to 2547 code for a protein of 788 amino acids. The record is from RefSeq and is a predicted model, not a curated record. Gene Ontology annotation, molecular function: nucleic acid binding; zinc ion binding. Gene Ontology annotation, cellular component: nucleus. NCBI's taxonomy places the organism in Eukaryota, Metazoa, Chordata, Actinopteri, Clupeiformes, Clupeidae.
CUGUUGUCAAGCCGGAAAGAAAAUGUUGUCGUACGUAACCAUAGAAAUCACCACAAGCUCCUCCAUGGUUCACAUAGCAAGUUAUGAUCUUUCAAGGUGCCAGAAGCUUAGUAACUUAUCUAUGGAUCAGACAGAUCUAUUGUUGCGCCCUAAGAACAGAAGUUGGAAUAAGUAAAGAAGAUGUAUAAUAACCACCUGCAUCAGCAUCAGCACCAGCUCCAGCAGCACCUGGGGCAGUAUCCACAUUUUAUACCGCACCAACACAUCCCACCGCUGCACGCUCAGCCGCCACCACCCGCUGCACAGUCCCCGGCCUCACACAUGCACUACUCGCACCAACACCCGCACGGUCACCAGAGCGCACGGCUGGUUCCUGCAGCUGCUCGUGCCCCCCCUGCCCCUCACCUGCGCCCACCUGGUUCUGCCCCUCACCUGCGCCCCCCUGGUUCUGCCCCUCACCUGCUCCCACCUGGUUCUAUCCCUCACCUGCGCCCCCCUGGUUCUGCCCCCCUGAUGCCCCCUGCACUGAUGGGCGGAGCCGUGUUCAUGCAGCGCAUGCAGAUUGCAGGUUUUUCCAUGACCGGAGGGCCACGGUUCGCCCAGUUCUUCAUGGCUGGAAACAGGCAGUCCAUUCUGGGGCAGCCCUGCCAUGCAGCGCCGAGGGGGGGGGGGCAUGCCAGCUUUACGCCCAACCGCUACCCCUGUACCCAGACCAGCAGCGCCAAACAGGAUUCCUCUGUGCGAUUGGCUGAGAGCAGGAGGGAGGGUGAAAAGACGGUGGGGAAAAGCACUGAUGGCCUGGGCAGUGCCUUUACAACAGAGGGCAAAGUGGGUAGCUCAGGAGAGGCUGAGGCAGUAGAGAGUGUCCAGACUGCCUCUCAGCAGGAGGAGCCAACACCUAAGAGACAGAAGACUAACGGAUGUGGUGAGUCAGGUGGAGGCUCCCCUCUAGAAAGUUCAGGUCAGACCACCGUGGAUGGAACCUGCUCUGAGAACAACAGAGAUUCACCAGAGAAUGAAGCCAUGACUCCUUCCAGUCUUAAAGCAGGAGAUUGUGUAGAGGAGACCAGAGCCACAGAGGUCCUGGGUGUUGGGUCUUCCCUGAAGGUUACCAUCCAGCAGACCAGUGAGAGUCGAGCAUUCAGCACAGGCCUGGAGGAACCAGCCAAUCACAGCCAGGACAGCGAUCAACACUCUGCCCCCAGUGGCUUCAUCUGCUACAUAUGUGACACAACAUGCUCCAGCCAGCAGGACUUUCAGAGCCACAUGAACAGUCUACACCACCAGCAGCGUCUGAUGGAAAUUCAGCACAUGAGCAGUGCCUGCCUGGCCAAACUAUUACCCAGCCUCAAAGACCACAGAGAGAAGAUGCCUCCUCUACAACGCUGGUGUGCCACCUGCCAGAGCCACUUCUCUGGUGACCUGAUUGAACACCGCCGGACGAAAGAACACAAGCUGUCCAAACACUCCUCGCAGCCUUUCUGCACCAUGUGCAAGAGGCACUUCAGGACACCGCGCAAGUUUGUGGAGCACAUGAAGUCCCGCGAACACAAGCAGAGAGUGGAGGAGCUGAGGGAGGAGGGGGAGCCGGAGCUGUUGGAGGAGCUGAUCACGGUGGACGCAGUCGGCUGCUUCGAAGGAGAAGAUGACUACGAGGAAGAGUCCAGCGAGGAAGAGGAGGAUGGCGUGGCUGCUGGGCAGUCUGCUCACAGAUCUGUGGCUCUGGAGGACAUGCGAAACGAUGAGGAGUACGACCCAGACACUCAGUAUGGUUCCAGCUUUGUGGUUCCUGUUGCAGGGUUCCUUUGCCGGAUUUGCCACAAGUUCUACCACUUUGAGGCCACAGCACUGCAGUCACACUGCCGCUCUCUCACACACUUUCAGAACCUGCAGAAGUACAGAAGGAAGAGACACUCCGAGUCUACCCAGGAGGAUCCAGAGAAGGGGAGCAGAGGCUCGGGCCUCUCCCCUGACAACCACGGUGAACAGGAGGACCCUGAGGAGGAGGCUGAGCAGGAGGGGGCCCCCCUAACCGAGGCGGUGGAGAACACUGGCGGGACUGCCUUUGACUCCAGCAGUGCUUCCCUGGCAUCUCAACGCACACACACUCAGAAACACACUCCAGCCACGACCCCCAGGAUUAAAGCAUCUCGAAGUAGAAACACAGCAAAGCGAUCAUGGCCAGAACCAGGUCCAGGACCCAGACAGACCCAGUCCAGCCAUGGCACCGACUCUGUUCUGGUGAACGGAGCAAAGCGAAGCUGUCUCGAGUUGCUUGGUGAGAACCUGUCACAGGAGAGCGGCCCACAGGACUCGGAGAGGGGCCACAGAGUGAGGGGCAACAGAGUGGGGGGCAACAGAGUGGGGGGCCGAGAGGCACACUCAGGGACAGGACCCGGAUCCUGUGACACGGAGGAGACUGAGGGCGGACUAGCGGAGACAAACCUCCAGCAUCCUGAACAGGACCAGCGCCAGCCAAGCUCCAUCAGAAGCCAGAGACACUCAGCAACCAGGAGGAAAUCCACAAGGACCAGUAAGAGACUGUGAGGGUGGUGUUGGGAACACAUGGGCUCAUGCUUUCUAUGGUAGCACGUCCGCCUCCCAUGCCCGGGGUUGGGAGAUGGAGUUUGGCUCAGGGCCAUGCUGUCACACAGCAUAGGUUACAUUGGGUCAGGUGGGGGUGGGAUGCUGGGUUGUGUAAGGGCGAAGACCUCUAACAGCUCUGAAAACGAGGACAAAUUAUAAUAUAUAUAUUUUUUAUGUAUUUCACUCAUAUUGCAGCCCGAGUUGGUUCAAAUGCUGCAGCCAUGGCAACCCCAGCAACCCCACUAAUUGUAUACCAUAUAUUGGAGAUCCAGUCAGAUUUGUCAGUCAUGAUUCAGGUUUAAUCUUGAACAAUAGUGGCCACACAUUGUUGAGACAGAGCUGAAGUUCCACUCGCCCGAGCUUCACCUAAGAUUAUCUGAUUUAUCCAUUGAAGGCUGGCUUGUUAAAUGCUCUCUGCGAACCAAGGGCGUCACCCUCAGUAUUCAUGAGGUCUUGGAGACACAAGUCUCUGAGCCAUUUGCUGACACUCCCUCAGGAUAAACUCUUCUCUAAACAGAAAUGAUUACAUUCUAACUUAAGUCCCAAAUAAAAGUAACAAUUAUAACUAGGUAUAAGAUACAUUGAAUUAUUGACUAUGGCAUAUACUUAUUAAACUAAAUCUUAAAUGCCGGUUCCUUCAGUAACUUCUGGGGAGAAGGGAAAGCAGUUGAUGAGCCUAUGAGUUCUCUGUAUCUGAGUAGUAGAGGGGGAACUUAACCAUCAGCAUGGAAACCAAGGGAUUUGGCUAUAGUGUGUUAUUAUGCUCUACACACACACACACACACACACACACAGAGGAAGUUAUCUUGUCCUGUAGACUAGCUGAAGAGUGCACGGUCUGAUAAAGUGAUCGGGUGUAGGUCAGGUGAGUUCUCCUCCGUAAUAUGUAAAUCUGGAAUGGCACCUCCUGGCAACCAUGGCAACGUCCUGACAUUAAAUCAGCCUCUCGUGGCAAGGUAGACUCAGUGAGAGUGUGGUUACCCAGCCAGGGACUGGACACAGAUUACUAAAGGUCUGACCUCUUUUAACCUCAGGACAGGAACAACACCAAUGAGGAAACCUGGUACCACCUGCAGUUGCCCCCAGAUGUGUGUGACUCUUAUUAUGACGUGCUGAAGUGACAUCCGGCACAGUAAGAUGUCACUGUGACACUGUCACUGUCACUGUUAGUGUGCUGUGCUGCCUCUCUUGGUCAGUAAGUGUUGAGAUGUGAGGUUGUAAAACUGGAAACUACAAACAAUAAUUAAACUAAAAGCAAUGUUUGUAACAGCACAAAUCAGUAAAAACAGCACAGAAGAUAAUAGGAGGCUAAUUUCACUUUUUGUUGAUGGGAAGUCAAAGUAAGACCUGGUCUAUUUGCCUGUGGUCACUGCUGGUUGUGGAUAUUUGAUAUAUGACCUGGAUCUGAUGCGAGUGUUUGCCAGAGCUGGGCCGAAUCUGUUCCAGACACAGCAGCUCCCUUACGGGAAAGAGAUUGUGUUCCAUAGCCCACUGGGAGUGCCCAUUACAUACACACACACACACACACCCACAAAAGGGUUUUUCUCUUAGAUUUUGGAAGAUUGCAUCAUGUGAUGUGAAAUGUUAACCUCAACAGGAUUGUUGCUAUGUAUGUAACUUAUUUUGGUUGGUGAGUUGUGAAUUGGUUUAAUAUAAAAUAUAUUGAUACCUUG